AUGCCGGAAACGACACCCCGGGGGGAUGAUCGAACGCCGCCGCUAUCCAAAAAGACGGGAGGGGAGUGGAUGUGGUCGAGGGACCCGGACCCGUCUUCCGGGCUGAUGAGAGUCCUCUCGGCGGUGGCCUUCAAGAGCCAGGUGUUGGUGCGGUCUCUGGUGGCGUUCGUGCUCAUGUCCACCGUCACGGCGUUGACCGUCAGGACGCUGCUCAGCUCCGGGGUGGUGAUCAUGUUCCCGAUGGUGAUGCUGCUGGAGCGGAUGGGGCUCCAGGGCGUGGACAUGCAGCAAAUGCUUGCCCUCUCGUACCCGUGGCUGGGCUUGCCGAUCGAGCACCUGCGAAAUCGCAACAAGCCGGUCGGGCCGUUCAUAAUGGGCCACAUCAUGCAGAUGGUGGUUUUCUACACGGUGUACAACGCGUGCCUGUUGGCGUGGUCCUACUGGCUCUACGGCAAGACCAUGACCACCUCUCUCCAGGGGGGGUCUACCGGAUGGGGAAGCUCUACCAAUACUUUCCGCUCCUCUUUCUGGGGGGGCGGGCCAACAUCCUCUUCUUCUCCAGGACGGCCGCGCUGUCCUUCGUGGCGUUCCCCGUGUACUUCUACCACUUUCCAAAGGGGGUUUUCCGGGUGGGGGCGUGGGCCUCCUUCCCCCGGAUGGUUUCCCUUCAGCUCUACGUGGUGGAAGGCGAUCGAACUGCCGGCCUACACCAGCGGAGAGGUUUCCCAGGACGCGCCGCGGGCGCAUUUCGUCGAGCUUCCCUGGCCAACUUGGGGUGCAGCGUUGCCGCCGAUGUGGUCCCUCUUCAUCCCGCCCAAUGCCUCCUCCGUCGGUGUUUACGGAGAUGCCGUUCCCGAUCGGCCGGACGGGGGGGGCGAUGCGGGGGGGGGAGCAGCAGCAGCAGCAGCAGCAGGUGGGGGGGAGGCAAACGACGGCGAGGGGAGCAGGGGCGAGGGGCAGGAACAUAGGAUUCCCCGCGCUCGCGGCGCUGCCGAGAGAGGCGGAGCUCGAGCUAGGGGGCGGGGGCGGGCUAGAGGGCUCGCGCGAACGGAGCAGGAGAGAAGGCUGUUGGUCGGCGGGGACAGAGAUGACGAGGACGGCGGCGGCGGCGGCGGCGGCGGCGGCGGCGGUGCCGGGGAGGAGAUUGAGAUGGCGCCGCGGAGACGAAACGGUAACGGCGGUGGAGCGGGGGAGAGGGCCGAAGGGUGA
Molecule: messenger RNA, 1209 nt
Organism: Ectocarpus siliculosus
Lineage: Eukaryota; Phaeophyceae; Ectocarpales; Ectocarpaceae
Source: the annotation of a GenBank genome assembly